Messenger RNA from Morus notabilis, 2235 nucleotides. RefSeq names its product general transcription factor IIE subunit 1. The record is from RefSeq and is a predicted model, not a curated record. Gene Ontology annotation, biological process: transcription initiation at RNA polymerase II promoter; transcription open complex formation at RNA polymerase II promoter. Gene Ontology annotation, cellular component: transcription factor TFIIE complex. NCBI's taxonomy places the organism in Eukaryota, Viridiplantae, Streptophyta, Magnoliopsida, Rosales, Moraceae. The transcript is spliced from 10 exons. Bases 226 to 1659 code for a protein of 477 amino acids.
ACUCAUACACGUCACGAACCAUCCAGUCUCUCAGAUCUCUCUGUCUCCGUCGCCUCUUCUCUCUCGUCUGCAAAGUUCUCGCAACUCAAAAGCAAUUUCCGAACUAAAUUACCCCCAAAAAAAUUUGAUAAAAAAAAAGUUCCACCAAUUAAAAUCACAAAGGAAUAAAAAACCCAAAUUAAAAUAGCGAAAAAGGAAAGAUUUCACAAAUUGAUGCAAUAGACCAUGAGCGUCGAACCUUUCAACAGGUUGGUGAAGCUUGCGGCGAGGGCUUUCUACGACGACAUAACGACGAAAGGGGAGAAUCAGCCGAAGAACGGCCGGAGCGACAAUAGAGGGAUCGCCGUCGUGGUUCUUGAUGCCUUAGCCAGACGACAAUGGGUUAGGGAAGAAGAUUUGGCAAAGGACUUAAAGCUACACUCUAAGCAGCUUCGAAGAACUUUGCGAUUUUUUGAAGAAGAAAAACUGGUUACCCGAGAUCACAGGAGAGAGACAGCUAAAGGUGCAAAGAUAUUUAGUGCUGCAGUAGCUGCCACAGCAGAUGGCCAACAACAUGUAAAGGAAGGGGAUGAGAAAAUUAAGAUGCACACUCACUCUUACUGUUGUCUAGACUAUGCACAGAUAUAUGAUGUGGUAAGGUACAGACUGCACCGCCUGAAGAAAAAACUGAAAGAUGAACUGGAGGACAAGAACACAAUUCAGGAAUAUAUAUGCCCCAAUUGUGGCAAAAGGUACAAUGCUUUAGAUGCUCUGCGGUUAAUUUCGGUGGAAGAUGAGUAUUUUCACUGUGAAAGUUGUAAUGGAGAACUUGUGGCUGAGAGUGACAAGCUUGUUGCUCAAGAAGCAGGAGAUGGAGAUGAUAAUGCCCGGAGAAGGCGGCGUGAAAAACUAAAGGACAUGCUACAAAAGAUGGAGGUACAACUUAAACCAUUAAUGGAACAACUUGCAAGAGUAAAAGACUUGCCUGUUCCUGAAUUUGGAAAUCUCCAAGCAUGGGAAGCAAGAGCAAGUGCUGCCGCUCGUGCAGCGAAUGGUGAUGCUAAUGGUAAUGAUCCUUCCAGAUCUUCUCAGGGAAUAGGCUAUGGUGGAACACCAAUGCCUUUUCUUGGAGAUACCAAGGUGGAGGUUGCCUUCUCUGGAGCCGAGGGCAAGGGAGAGAAUAUUAAAUCUGAAGCUGAAAGUAUUAGUCUGAAAGUUUUGCCCCCUUGGAUGAUCAAGCAAGGGAUGAACCUCACAAAGGAACAACGUGGAGACAUCAAGCAAGAGGCAAAAAUGGAUGGCAGUUCAACGUCUGCAGAGAUUUCCGACGACAAAAAGUCAACGAUUGAACAUGAUGAAACGAAGAAUAUACAAGAUGAAUAUGUUAAGGCUUAUUAUGCUGCUCUAUUGAAGAAACAGCAAGAGCUUGAAGAAGCUGCAAAGCAACAACAAGAGCCUUCAAGCACUCCAAUGUCGAACGGUAUAUCCAGCACAUCUCCUGGUCGUCAGGUAGGAAUGAAGUCGAAACGGGACGAGGAUGAAGGAGAUGAUGAUGUUGAAUGGGAAGAAGCUCCGGUUGCAGUUAAUGCGAAUGAGAAUUACAAGGUCAAUGAUUUGAACAUUGAAGCUGAUGCUACAGCAGACGAUGGUGAUGACGACGUCGAUUGGGAGGAAGGUUGAUGGAGAGCAAAGCAUUCCCUGGAUACCGAUUGCUAUGGCCUUCAUCUAAUCUUAUAAGUUGUCAUAAAUUAGAGGUGGGUGCCGUAUUCAGUUUCACAUCAACGGCAUCGUCUUUGAUGUCCUGUAGUUAGUGUGCAAUAUGCGGAUCUUAAGCUUUAAGGACCUGACCUCGAUUUGCCUAUGGACUGCAUCUAAUCUGAUAAGUUGUCAUGAUACAUGAUUUAAGCAUGUGGGCAGUAAUUCAUUUGGAAGAGAGAGAGAGAGAGAGAGAGAGAGAGAGAGAGAGAGAGAGAGAGAGAAGGCAUGUGAGCAACAAGUACUAACCAUACAUGUCAAUUAUAAAAAACAUCAUACAUGUCAUUCUUCUGCAACUUAUAAAUAUACCGGAUUUGGUAAUUUUGUUAGCAAAUUGCUUAUGUUCGUGUUGAAGCGUCGAAACAUAUUGAUUAUGGGUGAAAAUUUCUGUUGCCCAUAUUGGUUUUGUGGUGGGAGUUUAUUUGUUUGGAAAGCAUUGUAAAUUGUAACUGGAUCUAUAUUGGAUUUCCAAGAUCGCACUUGUUUCUUUUAGAUGCUAUG